Sturnus vulgaris (Common starling) is the source of this 14411-nucleotide messenger RNA. Lineage: Eukaryota; Metazoa; Chordata; Aves; Passeriformes; Sturnidae. The record is from RefSeq and is a predicted model, not a curated record.
CGGCGCUCCAGCCGUGGAGCAGUUUGAGUGCCGACAGCCAGAGUGGGAUCAGGCAGGGCCUUCCCAGCUGGAAGAGCAGAGCACCAUCAGGGGCAUGUCCACAUGAGUAGGUGCAGAUGGACCGGAGCGGACCGGACGUGGCUUGGCUCUGGUCUGGAAGCCGAGGCGCUUCUUAGUGCAAUGCUGUCAUCAGACAAAUACUCUUAUUGUUUCUUAUUAGUAGUGUUAGAUCUAGAAGCUCCAGUAUGGAGAUUGAUCUGUCAGGAAUAUGCCAUAUAUUUUGCAUAUUUUUUGUUCUCCCUCCUGGAAAGUGAGUAUCAUCUUCAGUAAAGUAAGCAUUGUAAAGUAAGCAUGGCAGAUAAUCUGAUUUACAGAGAAAGCUUUCUUUCAGAAAUGGAGUGAUGGAGAUAGGUCUCUCUAUUUCUCCUCUUCCCCUCCAGAAAUGAACCUCUAGGGUGUGUAUUUAGGGAAACCAGAGCAUAUCAGGGGGCAAUAUGGAGAUGGGAGAUCAGUAUUUCUGUGGCAUUGCAAUCAAGGCAGAAAGAAGGCAAUGCAAGAAUGACACUUGAAACAAUAAUAUCCAAAAAUGCCUUCCAGAGUGAGGCAUACAAUUGCAUAUUUGGAUAUCUACAAAGUGCUCUGUAUUCUGAGUAGUUCCUCUGACCCGUGUGGUGCACAAUGAGGUGCAAGGUCUAUUUCAAGUGGUUGUGAGUGUUUACAGGUUUUUGUCCAAGUGCCUACAGUAUUUGGAAACUUCUGUGUGGUGCGAAGGUUGCAACCAGGAUUUAGAUAUGUUCAGAUUGUCCUUUUACCUGCCAAAAGAACAGAUUAAGAAUUACUUUGGUGAUGGGAAAAGCUUAAAACCAGCACACUAGCUCACUUUGGAUGUUAAUAUAGUCUUUAGCCAUAGAGGGAAAUCUAAGCUUUGCUGAAGGCACAGCAUGCCAAGGUAUAUCUAAUAGUGUGUGCUUAACUCUGUUGCCUGGGAGCUUUUAUAUAAUGCAAUUGCCAGGAAAAUUGACCUCGUGUUUUGGGGGUUUUUUUUCUUCCUUUGGGUUUGGAUCCUGCCUCACAUCACCUACAUGUGUAAAGCUGGCAAUUUUCUGAUUUAUCAAUUUAAAAAACACUUAGUUGGAAAAAAGGGAAAAACUUGUGAUAAAAACAUUGUGCUCUGAAAUAGCUGCUGCAUCAGAGGAUAUGAGCGGGUUAUUGGUGUAAUAAGGACCCUUCUAUCUGUGAACACAAUGCCAUAUAACAAAUACCAUGAGCCAAAUUAGCAGCCAGUUUCUGAUAGCUGAACUCUCCAGUUCUAAACGCUACUGCAAGCAUUCUGUUUAGGAAGAGAAGCUAAAAGCUUCUCAAGGGUACAUAGAAAAUGCUGAUCCUGAAUGUAUAAAUGGACACAUUUUAAUCCUUAAGUUAUUAAUUAUUUCUCAUGAUUAAUUGUAAUUAUUUUAUUACUACUCCAGACCCUUGGGUCAAAUUGCACAGUGAAGUCAGUAAGAAGUUUGCUGAAGAAUCUCUUCAUUUGGUAUGUUAUCAUUUUUAUAUUGAAUAUUGGACAUUAUCAGUUGCAUUAAAGAGACCAACAGCUAUCAUGCCAUCAAAUUACAGGAUAUAUUUGGGUUGCAGGCAUAACUCCAUUUCUUUCGGAGUCAUCAGAUAUAACUGUAAAUUUAAUGCACAAAGGGAAGGGGAAAUAAUCACUUCACCCACAAAGACAUAAAUUAAAUGUUACCCCACGCUAAAAAAUGUAACCUUAAAUGAACCUUGCGUUAAAGAAAAUUCAGUGCUUACGUUCGGUAUAUGUGGUCUGUUUGAGGGAAUGGCAAGUACUUUCAGAUUAGUCUGAAUUACUGAGGAUUUUCUAGUGGGAAAGCUGGGUACCCCCCUCCCUCUGGCCAGCUCUACCUUCCCAAUACCUCUCUUCCCUCAAGUAACCAGAAGAAUCUUUUUCUUCUGAACAUACAGCUUGUAAUAUACAUAAAAGCAGAGUUUGCUUUGAUCCUGACAGCAAAACGUUUAUUUUUAAACUGGAACUGGGCUGUUGUCCAGCAAUGCUCUUUCCUUUGCAUCAUGCCCUGCGUUUCAGCUCCACAGCCUGCCUGGGUGCAGCUGGACCUGCUGCAAGAGGGACCUGAUGGGUCCUGCUGAGCUCACUCCCUCCCUCUCCCCCCAUUCCUCCUUCUCCUCUCGUUUUGAAAUUCAAAUUGAAUGCAAUUUUCAGCUCAUUUGAGCCAGAAUAUACUCUUGCUGAGCUUCAGUGGCUCUUAAAUUCAAACUCGAAGGAGAAAACAGAUAUCAUCUGUCACUGAGGGUGGGAAAGGGUGUCCUCCCCACCCUUAUUCAUAGAAGACAGGGCUUCACUGACUAAUUCCAGUCUUUCUGACUAAUCACUCACUGACAAACUAAUCAGCUAAUCGAUGUGACUGGUUUCUUGUAGUUUGGUCUCUUUUUGCAGGUUUUUUUUGUUUUUUUUUUUUUAAUAUUUUAUUUCUCCAGCCUAUUUAGAAUUUAUAUUUAAAGUCCUAGAAGUGCCCUAGCUGAAACGCCUGUGUCUGCAUUUGACUGUGCCUGCUCGUUUCUGGUCUCAUUGUCCCCAUCACAGACUAUUCCCUCUAAGGAACUACAGAUGAAACUACCUGGAAUUGGACAGCUGGCAGAGAAGAGGCGAGGGAUGAGAAAUUUUCAGAAGAAGAUUAAAAAUUAAGAAGGAGCAAAGGGAGAAAAAAAUGUUAAAUCAUUAGGUGUUGUUAUGUCAGCAGGUUUAGGACAGGGUACAUACCACAGCUACUUGUUCUAUAAAACCUGUUUCAUAUUAACACGUGGCAAUAUCUCGUGAGUCAUCUGGUGGGAGUCCUGCUUAAAAGUAGAGAAGAAAUACGACUCACUUCUUUUUCCUUACUGCUUUAUUUUUUUUUCUAGUAUUAUUUUUGAAAUAGAAAAAGACUCUUGCAAAGAGGUCCAUCUCCUGCUUUUAUUGUAGUCCUUUACAAACUUCUCUUUCAUUUGGUGAAAAUAGCAUUGGUUUGGAGAUUGGCAACUACCUUCAAAGAGAAAUGUUGCAAGAAACAGCAAUUUGGUAGGUGUAAGGGCAAAACUAAAGUACAAUCUGUGCUAGUAGAGAAAAUAGGUUGCUUAAUCUAACAGCAUGAUAGCAUUUUAAUGCUGUUCUGAGCAACAUCAGCUUGCCACUGGCAAAAAUCCUCAACCUGAAUUUUUGUUGCAACAAAAUCUACAUGCCAGAAAGAACAUCAUAAAUAGGUGACAUAAAUAGAAUAAACAGGACAUCUGCAAAUGGUGAGAACAUACUGAAAUCAGACUGGAGAGUAUAUCAAACACCAUGCUGGUCCCUUAAUUGUUUUAUAUGUUCUAAAGCCUUGAUAUAUUACUAAACCUGGCUUUAGGCUGGAAACUGCUGUUCUGGAGCUUUCUUGGUGCCUGUUCCUUGUUCCUCAUGCUGGGCAAGGGUUGGCGUACAGUCAGGGCCCAAUCCUGCAAACAGUUUUGUGUUUGGUGUGCUAAAUCAACCAAACUGAAAUGAAACUCUGGGGCAAUAUUCAGUUAUCCCUUUGGUUACCUUAUGUACUUCAGUUUAGUGUGUGGUAAUCCCUAAAAAAAACCCCAAAAACCAAGAACCCACCUUUUUGCUGUGGGCUGAACCAAAGCAGAGAUUGUGCCUGUGCAGUCGGCUGACUGGUUCAUGACAGAUGCCUUGCACAGAAACCACUGUGCUGUUAUGGCAGAACUGGGGUAUUUCAUAUUGGAGGGCACUGGCAGAAAGCAGGACUGAGGGAAGAGGGCACUCUUGGUGUGAGAUCAGAGAAGCCCAAGCUCACCUUUGGGACUGGGCCCCUCAGGACACAAGCAGUGUUGAGGGACCUGGAUCUGGAUCACAGUGGAGCGAGUUUAGAGAGGUCAUACGUGCAUGGCUGCCAGGGUAGCAGGGAUUGAUUUUCAGUGGUCUUUGUGGUCAUAAAUGUUAGCCCUGAUGCAUUUACAGUUACUGAAGCAGGGGAUUUUGGAAUCUUUUUUAAAUUAGGCAAUUAAAUUCAGGUUAAGCCCUGUUUCAGGCACCUCAGUGCCUCUCUGAAUCUUCCCCUUUGUCUCCAGUGGCUCUGUUAGACAUUGACACUGACCUGCAAAGCUGGUACUACAAGUCCUUAUAAAGAAAUCUGAUAUUCCUAUGGAAGUUAUGAUGAUAUAUGUAAAUCAGCUGCCAUAUCCACACUGUCACCUCUUCAGCUGAAAAAGAAGGGCAAAUCAUUUCGUUGGUAGCUGCUGAAACCGUCAGCUGCACUGUCAUUAAUACUAUCCCUCUUUCCUGGAAACUCAAUAUGUCAGCUACCUGAUGUACCCUUCCUCUUCCAAGAAUACAUCUCUCCAUUCCUUCAAAUUCUUCUUGAGCUGGGACCUCCCAUCUGCCAGUUUAUUGUUCUUCUUCUGGCCCAUUAGUUUUCCCUCCCAUUCUUUUUCCAUAGCCUCAUGUGUUUUUAAUAGAAUUUUAUCAUGUGCUAAUAACCAGAGUAUCUGAGCUCUAUACACAAGAGUAUAAAGUGAUGUGUCCAACUGCUGUGAUGCCUUUUUGUUUUAUCCCUGCUCUUUCUUGUGGAGAAAACAGUGUGAGGUAAGGCAUUAGGUUUCGAAUUUUUGUAUUGCUGUUAUAUACACCUACACCGUCAUGACUCAGGUCACCCUCUGACUUUAAGGCGUCCCCUUGACCAUCCUGUUCAGACUUGGUACUGGAUCUGUUCCUCAGAGAGCUGCCCAGAUUUCUUUUGCUGCUCUCUGAGAAGAGAAUGUCCAUGUCGUGUCAGUUCUCUUAAGCAGGUGUUCCCAGACCCUCUCCCUAGAUGCCAUAGCUGAGCUUCUUGGUUCUACACCCCCUACUCUGUCUUGCUGCUUAACCCUGAUCAUCCCAGAGAUCUUCCAUGAUCAACCCCCUCAUCUGUAAUUGAUCUUACAGAGGUCACAUGGCAGCUGAAGCAUUUGCACACAGAUUUCAUACUGGGAUGUGUAUAAUAUAAAGUGUUUUGCUUUGCAGAAAUACAAGAGCCAUAGUAAUCCAUGUGAUAUAAGAAGUGCAUCCCUCCUUGCUUGGGUGGCUCUCCUGGAUCUCACCCCUCCCUGAUCUACCUUCCAGCUCACAGCCAUCUCCCUUGGUUUGUGCUUGGGCCGUAUAUGAAACUUUCCAUUCCAGAAAGAAGCAAAACUUGGACUGGUGUCAGUAGACAUUGGCAUCAAUGGAAUUCUUACAUAAGUCUCUGCAAUUCACCUUUUUGUUGUAGCACCUCUAAGUUUUCCACUUGAGUAAACUCUUGUGCACCUCCGGAAUCCUAUUAGAGAUUUCCACAUAAGAAAUUACUGGAUUGCAAGUCACAAACCUAAAAUUCUUGCCUCAUCCUAUAAAAAACCUGUUGGUGUGUCUGUGUGGGUUAUGCUGAUAUAGGUAUGUAUCCACAGAAAGAGUUAUGUUUUAGGAUAUUUCAUCAGUAGCAGAUUACUUUCUGUUCUUCAGAGGUCAUUGGGUGACCUGCAAGUUCUGCUUGAUUAUAACAUGCUCAGUGGAGAUCACAAUUUCAAAUGAAUAAACAAAUGCUAACCAAAACGUGGAUGUUUGUGGUAUUGAACUUAGAAUCACGUUUUUGCAUUUUAAUUUUGUGUCUACUUUUAAGAAUAUAUAUAUUAAUCCUUCUGAUUGGUUCUUUUUCAUUCUCUAUACAUAAAAAAAAAAUUAUUUCUUUAUAAUGCUUUGAGAAAUUUAGUAGUGUAGAAUCAGAACUCUUCUCUUUGAUAUUAUCUUUAAAACUGCUAUUGACUUGAACAGGAUUAGUGGUCAUGUUAGGGAGCCUGAGAAAGUGGUCUCACAGCUCACACAGCAUCUGAUUCCUGAAUAACAAACCUCGCCAAGUCAACUAUUUCCGAGUCACGUUUUGUUCCAUCCUGGCACAAGCCAGACUGGGACAGCAAAUUGUAUCACCAAAGAGGCAUGACAUGAGCUGUGUGUGUAUUUCCACCACCCUUUGUAUUGCCAUGGCAACAAUAGUUUUAAUUAUGGAGAGCCAAAACAGUAAGUUGUAUAUCAGAUGGGGCUCAGUUUUCCCUGUGGACAGAACUCUGAUUAGCCACUGGAGAAAAGCUUUGUAUCUGGUUUUUCCUUCCAGUCUGGAUUUUAUUCUCUGCUUUAGCAGCCGGCUUGUUGUGUUCAGGGUGUGAACUUGGAAGGGCUGCAGCCAGCUGGAGGACAGUGGCACAGAGGGAGAUGAAGUGACCCUCCUGUCUCAGGGGCAGCCUGGCACCAUGCUGGUUUGGGUGUUUAGGAAUGGUUAUCUCACUAAAGGACUGCUCUUGGCUUCCCUCUAAACCACUGGAGAUCUGCAGAUUUGGAAGGGGCUGGUGUGAAGUGAUGUCUAAUAAUCAGCGUUGACAAUGUUCAAGACUGUGCUUAGGGGGACAAACAAGGAGCUCCACUUCAGCAGUACACAUGAAAAUUUGCAAUCUACAUUCAGCUGUGGGAAAUAAAUAUGUCUGCAUGGUAGGAUGCAGGUCAGGAGUGGCUUUUUUCACAGUGGCAAGGGUGUUGUUUAAGUCACUUGUCCAAAGGGGGGCGUAAGGGUAGUGACCAAAAGUAUGUCUGUCACUCAGGAAAUUCAUUACAAGAGAGGAAAAACUUCAUUGAUGUAAAUCAGUGUCUUCAUAUAUAUAUAUAAAAAUCAAUUAUGUGGCCUUCUAAUGCACUAAUUUCCUAUUUUGUUUGAAUUGUGGCCCUUGGUGGUUAUGGUAAGGUUGCUUCUAGGUUUGUGAACUUCCUGGCAGUGUUUGAAGACUAGUGAGGUUGGAGAAGAGAUGGAACCCUGUAACUUUUAUGUGGAUCUGGUCUCUGAUCUGAUCUUCAGAUCCUCUGUGAUUCCAAGUGUAUGUUUUCAUGGUCACAGGUCUAAGGCAGUGUCAUCAGGAGAUCAUGGCCAGAGAUCAUGAUAUCACAGAGAAUGAGAUCACACUGUUAACUAGAAUUUCAGUUAUUCAAAUGUGGUUCCAGGAUGCAGGGAGCUCAGCAAGAAUGUAGGCUAAUCUUUAGACUUGCUGAAUCUAUAAUCUCACUCCUUACAGUGUUCCGACAGCUUUUUUUUUCCAACACACAACCCUGAGCAAGUAAUCCACUGAUGAUUUUAUUGUCAAUUCACUUGUACUUCUUGAAAUUUAAAAAGUCCUGCCUCCAAGAUUUUUAUUUUGGAAUUUGAGAUCCUAAAUUAAGCCCUCUUAUGAAAGAAAAUAAGAAGUUUGCUGUUGUUUUUAAUAAGAUUUUACGGUAAGUAUGGCAACAGCAAGUCUGUCAGUCCCAGCUUUACUGCAUGUGUCUAGCUCUGUGUUUUGAGACCCUUGAAAUAUCUGGUUUUAGGACAUCAGCAGGGGGCUAAUGAAAAGGCUUUGUUGAUUUUAACGAAUUGCAAGCCACUGUAGCCAAAAUAAAUAUAAUCUGCUUUUUGGAUUAGUUGUCACACAUGAUUUUACCUACUAACAGUGAUUAAAGAACCCUGGUGGAGCAGAAGCAUAGCUACUCUCUGGUGACUCUUGCUAAAAUAGCAAUAAACAGAAGUAAAUAAAGUGUUUGGGCAUUAGUUAUCUUUAAUAAACACUGACACUGCAUAUGAUGUUUGCUUCAAAAACCUCCAUUGAGUACAGACCACGGUGUCACUCUUUCUAGCACAGAGAGCACUGGUCAUUUUAGAUGUCUGGAAAUUAUGGCAUGGACAAGCCAUGUUCUUGGCUGCUGUUCUUCCUUGAGAGGUGCCUGCACACCUCAUGGAGGCUUCAUCAUCAGUCAUUUUCAUCCAGCAGCAGACACCAGAACCAAAGUCAAAAAUAUCCCAAACUAGAGGGAUUAUGACAGAAAAAUUAAGGGAGUGUUAAUUCCUUGAGUAAUUCUGCAACCCCUGAACUGCUGUAAUUCCAUCCAGUUAAUGAACGGUGCUGGUCUCUCUUACCUUUGUCUGUGUAAGCUGAUGAACAGAAUUACUUGCCCCUGCUGACAUCUUUUAUCCCUGAUAUUUUCCCAGUAAUCAAGGGUGGGUGUGUUUCCUGAUCCCCUUCACAUUUGUUGUGAGAGGCAACAAUUACACUUGAUGGUAUUGUACUAUUCCUUUGGACUCAUUGUUGCUUUUAAUCAGUGGAGAGAAGAAACAAAACAAAAGAAAACAUGUUCCUUCUUCCAAGAGGGAAUUAUUGCUGCAGUACUGAAUGUUGGGAAUAAUUUUAGGUUCUUUUGUAGGGGGGGAUAACACCUUCCUGAGAGUGGCAGAGAAAUGAGGAAUUUCCCAAAAGCAACAAAGAAAUUUAGGGCUUUGGAAAUUAAAAAAGAAAAGUCAAGGGAUAGCAAAACAUUAGAAAUAUUAGUUUAAGGAAAAUUCUACCAAAAUAGGGAAGGGCUGUGAGCUUCCUUACUUGUAUUCAUCUGUUCCUAAUUAUACACCCCUGGAAGGCACAUGGCACUGUUCUACGAGGAGUUUAUCUUUUAUACGACAGCUACAAAACUUCAAACUCUAUCAAGUAAACAUCCUCAAGCUUUUUAACAAUUGUAUAACUCCUUUUUGAUGUAUGGAGUUAGAUUCUUGUUGGUACUUUUGGUGAAGUCACGCAGCAGUUACAACCCACUUCUGGCUUUAUAGUCUACGGAAAAAAUUCUUUGAUACUGUGCUCAGGAAGGGAGUAAGACCCACCAAGGACCCAUCCUUCUCUUGGCUGGCAGUCAUUAGGAGUUUGGAGGCUUGCCCAAUGGUGUAAUUCAAGUCUUGACUGCAUAUCUUAUUGGUUUAAAAUAGGAGCCAACUCCAGCUCAUCAGUUUUUGCUAAGAAACUAUUGAUUGUGAUUAGCAAGCUUAAAAAUAAUUACCUUGUGUGUUCAUUGCUAUCUUUGGACAUACUCUCAUAUUCCUACUGUUAUAGAAAGUAUUGAGUAGCACAAUAGGACGAUUUGAUGACUAAGGUGUUACACUGAGUGGGUGGCAGAAGGGUAUUGAGCACGUCUUAAUUGUUCCAUCUCCUGGGCAUGGAACAAACACACAACACCUCCACAGGGGAGAAAACCCCCUGGCCUUGCUGAAAAAUACAAAGUGAGCUAUCCCUCAUGCCCUUGUUCCCAUGAGGGAAGGUGUAUCCAGUCCUUCCCAGUUGCAGUCAUGACUUUCACCACGUUUUUGGCAGAAGCCACAAGCCCACCCGGCAGCACAGGGGUAAAACACUGGUUUGCUUAGCACCUGGGGAAGGGGGGGAUGAGUUUCACCUGGGUUUUAACACCUAUUUUACAAGGCUGGUGGUGCUGAUUCAUACCUGGUUGCAGUUGACCCUGAAUGACUGACUCAGUUAAUGAUAAGUGAAAGCCUGUCUGCCUCUGGAAGGUGUUGUUCUGUAGUGGGGAUGGUUUCAGCAAGCAGAUGAAUUUUUGUUACUUACAGCCCUGUGUACUCAUGUGAACCAGCAUCCACUUCAGUCUGCUCGAGCCUGGGCCACCUGCUGAGAGUGUGAGAAGAGCUCCCUAUAGCUGUCAGACUCCUAAUGCAGGAUUUGCUGACAUUUGGGCUGUUUCAUUGCCAGAGGAGGCUUUGUGUGUCCCAAAGGAAGCUUCUCUGCAGAAUGUCAAGCAAAGAUCGACACAUUGAUUCCAGCUGUUCGUCGUACAUCAAGACGGAACCGUCGAGCCCCGCCUCUCUGACGGACAGCAUCAACCACCACAGCCCCGGUGGCUCCUCCGACGCCAGCGGGAGCUACAGUUCCACCAUGAAUGGACAUCAGAACGGGCUGGACUCGCCUCCCCUCUACCCCUCGGCCACGGGGCUCGGGGGCAACGGGCCGGUCAGGAAACGGUACGAUGACUGCUCCAGUACCAUUGCUGAAGACUCACAGACCAAGUGUGAAUACAUGCUGAACUCCAUGCCCAAAAGACUGUGUUUGGUGUGCGGUGACAUUGCAUCAGGGUACCACUAUGGAGUGGCCUCCUGCGAGGCCUGCAAGGCUUUCUUCAAGAGGACAAUUCAAGGUAACAUAGAGUACAGCUGCCCAGCAACGAAUGAAUGUGAAAUCACAAAGCGCAGACGCAAGUCCUGCCAAGCCUGCCGCUUCAUGAAGUGUCUAAAAGUUGGCAUGCUGAAAGAAGGUGUGCGCCUAGACCGAGUACGUGGAGGUCGCCAGAAGUACAAGCGCAGAAUAGAUGCAGAGAACAGCCCAUACCUGAACCCUCAGCUAGUUCAGCCAGCAAAAAAGCCAUAUAACAAGAUUGUCUCCCAUUUGCUGGUGGCUGAACCAGAGAAGAUCUAUGCUAUGCCUGACCCCACUGUUCCAGACAGUGACAUCAAAGCACUUACCACUCUUUGUGACCUGGCAGACAGAGAACUGGUGGUGAUCAUUGGAUGGGCUAAGCAUAUUCCAGGAUUCUCCACUUUAUCUCUAGCUGACCAGAUGAGCCUUCUGCAGAGUGCUUGGAUGGAGAUCUUGAUUCUCGGUGUUGUAUACCGGUCACUUUCUUUUGAGGAUGAGCUCGUAUAUGCUGAAGAUUAUAUUAUGGAUGAAGACCAGUCCAAACUGGCAGGCCUUCUUGACCUUAACAAUGCCAUACUGCAGCUGGUAAAGAAAUACAAGAGCAUGAAGCUGGAGAAAGAAGAAUUUGUCACCCUCAAAGCUAUAGCACUUGCUAAUUCAGACUCAAUGCACAUAGAGGAUGUUGAGGCAGUGCAGAAACUCCAGGAUGUCUUACAUGAGGCUCUGCAGGAUUACGAGGCCGGGCAGCACAUGGAAGAUCCUCGUCGUGCAGGCAAGAUGUUGAUGACUCUCCCGCUUCUGAGGCAAACCUCCACCAAGGCUGUGCAGCAUUUCUACAACAUCAAACUGGAAGGCAAAGUCCCCAUGCACAAACUUUUUUUGGAAAUGCUGGAGGCCAAGGUCUGACUAAAGCAUCAUGGGCAUCCCCAUCAUGCACGUUUUAAAAAAAAAAAAAAAAAAGAAAAAAAAAGGGAAAAUAAACAGGAUAAUAAUGGCAAAGAAACUUAGUGUUUAAUUAAGGAAAAAAUGACUAAAUGACUGCACUGAUAUUUAGCAGCAAGACUGUGAAGCAGCUUUCAACUUUUUCUUCUGUGUCUUUCUGAUGCAGUUUUUUCUUUUCCUUUUCCUUUUCUCCCUUUUCCUUUCUGUUCUUUCCUUUCCUUUUUUCCUUUUUCUCUUUUCUUUUUCCUUUGCUGCUGAACUUUUUAAAAGAGGUCUCUAAUUGAAGAGAGAUGGAAGCCAGGCCUGCCAAAGGAUGGAAAUCCAUAAUAUGGAUGCCAGUGAACUUAUUAUGAACCAUAAUGUCCCCAAUGACAAAGGAAUCAAAGAGAGAAGCACCGUACCUAGCAGUACAGUACAACACGAUGAACUGACUGAAUGCAGUAUUAGAUUUCAUAGGAGCAGUCUCUAAUUAGACGACUAAAGCGACGAUGCAUCGGCUGCUUCUUAUCAUUGCAUUUUCCAUCUAGAUCAGUUACAGCCAUUUGAUUCCUUAAUUGUUUUUUCAAGUCUUCCAGAUAUUUCUUAGGUUAGCUACGAUGUAACUUUUUCAGGGAAUAGUUUAAGCUUUAUUCAUUCAUGCAAUACUAAAGAGAAAGAAAUACUGCAUUUUUGUGCUGGCUUGAACAAUGAUGAACAAUAAUGAAGGACAAAUGAAUCCUGAAGGAAGAUUUUUUUAAAUGUUUUGUUUCUUCUUACUAAUGGAGAUUUUUUUGUACCAGCUUUACCAGUUUUCAGCCAUUUAUUAAUGUGGGAAUUUAUCUUACUAAAGCAAUAGUCGAAGGGAAGGUGCAUAUUAUCACGGAUGCAAUUUAUGUUGUGUGCCAGUCUGGUCCAAAACAUCCAGUUUCUUAACAUGAGCUCCAGUUUAUAACUAAAUGUUCACUGACUCAAAGGAUUAGAUUACACCUGCAGUAUAUCCGAGUAGUCUGCCAUACAAAUACUCCAUGUCAAAUACCAAUCCGUAACGGUGUUAGGAGACAGCGGCUGCGCAGCGGCCGCCGAGUGAUUUCUAACUGCUUCAGUUGCAAAUGAACGAGAUACGACUGCCUGUUUGCAAAAUUGUAACCUCACAAAAACCCUAUCAACCUGCAGUAGCUUAGAGGCCACCAGGCAAAUGCCGCCGUUUGCAAAAUUAAGAAAUCAGAGUAGUAGACUUCUGACCAAAUUGAAGAAUUUAACACUUCUAUACCUUAUUUAUUGAUUUAGAUUUUCGUUUGUAAAUGGCGAACCUUAACAAGUAGCUAAACCAGUAUAUGUGCUUUUCAACCAGUAUUGUCACAGCAUGAAAGUCAGUCAGUUUCAAGACUGUUACGAGGUGUAAUCUAAUGUAUAAACCGAUUAGAUGCCCCCAGAAAACUACAGUCGCUAAAUAACCAAUAAACAAUAACCUCCAUCAAAUGCUAUACCAAUGUACCAGUGUUAGUAGCUGCUCCCUGUACUAUGUGAACAUCCUUAUUCUAUGUACACAGAUGUAAUUAAAAUUGUAAUCCUAACAAACAAAAGAAAUGUAGUUCAGCUUUUCAAUGUUUCAUGUUUGCUGUGCUUUUCUGAAUUUUUAUGUUGCAUUCAAAGACUGUUGUCUUGUUCUUCUUGUGGUGUUUGGAUUCUUGUGGUGUGUGCUUAUAGACACAGGGUAGAAUUAGAGACAAUAUUGGAUGUACAAUUCCUCAGGAGAUUACAGUAGUAUAUUCUAUUCCUUACCGGUAAUAAAGUUCUUCCUAGUAAUAAUUAAGAGAUCGAAACUCCAAACAAAUACUCGUUAUGAACAGAUACACACUGAAAUCAUAAUAUUUUCAAAACAAGGGAUAAUUUCUGUAACAGUUUAUUAUAGAAUACCAAUGUAUAGCUUAGAAAUAAAACUUUGAAUAUUUCAAGAUUAUAGAUAAGUCUAAUUUUUAAAUGCUGUAAAUAUAGCUUUUAUUCAAUCAUCUCUCAGAUGUUGUUAUUAAAUCGCUCUGUGUUGUUGCAAAACUUUUUUGGUGCGGACAAGUUUCCAAAACUAUUGCUACGUUGUGUGCUUUAAACAAAAUAACAAUGGGCCGAUGCUCUCUCGGCCUCAUGCUAGGAAAAAAAAAAAAACUGUGUAUCUAUCAUUAGCUAUAUGGGACUAUAUUGUAGAUUGUGUUUUCUCAGUAGAGAAGUGACUGUAGUGUGAUUCUAGGUAAAUCAUCAUUAGCAAUUCAUUCAGAUGGUCAAUAACUUGAAAUUUAUAGCUGUGAUAGGAGUUCAGAAAUUGGCACAUCCCUUUUGAAAAAUGUCAAAAAAAAAUACAACUCCUGGGAAAAAGGUGCUGAUUCUAUAAGAUUAUUUAUAUAUGUAAGAGUGCAAAAAAUAAAAAAGUUUAUUUUCCAGAAAGUUUGUGCAGGGUUUAAGUUGCUACUGUUCAAGUACACUAUAUAUAUAUAAAUAUAUAAUAUAAAUAUUGUUUUUGCUGUAUCACAUUAAAGAACUUGGGCUUCAGGGUCAAUAGCCAAUCAACUAGAAGUAUACAAAAAACACACAAAAAAUGGAGAUGUGUUAAAGGCACACGGUGCAAACUUUAGUUUUCAUUUUCUGUAAUUUUUUGGAGCUGCAAAAGAACAAGUAUCUCAAGACUGUAAAACCAUUACCUGAAACUUAGCUAAAAAAAACUGCACGGGCUUUAUAAUGUUGUUCAUCUUAAACCUUGCUGGAGAAGAGUUCUUUCAAGACCACUUACUUAAUGUGAAGUGUUGGGAAAAUUUCAAAGGGUGUAUGUUUUAGCCAUAACAAUUUAAUUUCUAUUUUUGCUUCAUUUUUUAAUUUUUUCUUAUUUAAAGCAAUAUGAUUGUGUAACUCCCAGAAGUUACACAUUUGUUUCAAUCAGAUCAGAUUGUUGUAUUUAUUCCACUAUUUUGCAUUUAAAUGAUAACAUAAAAAGAUAUAAAAAAUUAAAACUGCUAUUUUUCUUAUAGAAGAGAAAAUGGGUGUUGGUGAUUGUAUUUUAAUUAUUUAAGCGUCUCUGUUUACCUGCCUAGGAAAACAUUUUACGGCAGUCUUAUCGUGCAAAGAUCGCAAAAGGACAAAAAAAAUUAAACUGCUUAUAAUAAUCCAGGAGUUGCAUAAUAGCCAGUAGUUAAAAACCGAAACAAAACAACAAAUGAAAACAAACAUGUCUAUAGCUGUAGAUGGGCUUCACAUCUGUAUAGCAAUCAACUGUAUAUUUUUGUGAUGUGUAUCAUACCGUGUGCUCCAACCAAUGUCCAUUUGUGUAAAUGUAUUUAUUUUAUAUUGUAUAUAUUGUUAAAUGCAAAAAGGAGAUAUGAUUCUGUAACUCCAAUCAGUUCAGAUGUGUAACUCAAAUUAUUAUGCCUUUCAGGAUGAUGGUAGAGCAAUAUUAAACAAGCUUCCACUUUUGA